GCCUCAUUCUGCGUAGCCGCCGGCUCUGCUUCCUUUUACCCCGCUUCCCCUUCUGCUGGAGCCUUCACCGCGCACUGGGCAUAUCGCAUACAUUGCGUUGCUUUGCCCGCUUCUUCCUGCACGGCAUGGCGGCAGGAAAUGCAAUUGCAUCCUGUUGCUUCAUUCUGAUCUAUUGAUUGUACGGUUGCCUCGUCGUUCUCCGCCAUACGUGAAUCGGAGCGCUAUGGAAAGCUCCGCCGAUGCGAAAUACACUGUAUCGCAGGACUCUCUGCCCGAGGUUUUGUGGCGAGUGACGCGUCCCAUAUUCCAAAGGACACAGCGAGUAACGGGAGAGCUGUGGGCGAGGGAUAUGCCAAAGACUUUGCUAGAGAGGGAGGAUCUGUUGAGGAAUGUUAGGAACCAUUUCGACUGGAGCUCUUUGAAACACACCUGCUUUGUCUCUGUGUUCACGGAUGAAGAUCACGCCCGCUGCUGGGCAAACAAGCUACGCGUUUAUCACGGCCAUCAGCCGAUGUGCAGGACUCGAAUCAUUGCGGCGCUUCUGCCGGAUGACAUCCGAAUAUUCGAUGCACGCAAGCUACGAGAGGACGUAGGGCCCGAUCUCAUGCUGUCACAGGGCGAACUCCUCUUCUUUAGUCGCAUUCCAUGGCAGUCUCUUGGGCGCACCGGCCCUUUCGACGAGACACUCGCGCCCAUCAAGGAUUGCAAGAGUUUGGGAGUCGAGUCGCUUCGGAACAUGAACGACGUGUUCGGAUGUCUUCUCAGGGCCGUCUCUGAAAGCCGUGUUCAAGCAUGCGACGAGGCUGACAGGAACCGUCCUAGGCGGGCAAAAGCAGAGCUGACUGACAUCUAUCGACAAUUUGUUGACAAGAUAGGCCGGUGGUGAGUUUUGAAGCUCCGUGAAGUAGGGCGGGGAUAGCACAGACAUGGAUGGGCAAGACAACGUUCGAUGAGAUUGAGGCAAUCCUGGAGCGCAUGGACCGUCUAGCUCAGUUGAAAGAGCAGCCUUUGUUAAUGCUGCAGUUCGUGGAUGGAUAGAAAUCAGGAGAUUACUAGAAGUACACUGUCCGUGGUUGAUACCGUACCUCGUACAUGUAGGUCAUAUCACAACCCUCC
Chaetomium strumarium is the source of this 1116-nucleotide messenger RNA. RefSeq lists its product as uncharacterized. Lineage: Eukaryota; Fungi; Ascomycota; Sordariomycetes; Sordariales; Chaetomiaceae. The coding region runs from base 224 to 886 and encodes 220 amino acids. The record is from RefSeq and is a predicted model, not a curated record. The transcript has a single exon.